Messenger RNA from Colletotrichum higginsianum IMI 349063, 273 nucleotides. RefSeq lists its product as uncharacterized. The record is from RefSeq and is a predicted model, not a curated record. Bases 1 to 273 code for a protein of 90 amino acids. Lineage: Eukaryota; Fungi; Ascomycota; Sordariomycetes; Glomerellales; Glomerellaceae. The transcript has a single exon.
AUGGUGAGCUUUGGCGUGCGCAGGAUCGGUGAACCAGUCCGUAUGGAAAUGAUACCGCUCGCCUUUACCGUACUUGACCAGCUGGAAUGGCUCCAGGUGAUUAUUGGGUAUGCUGUAGCCCUGGAAGGCGACGGCGCGCUCCUCGAUGCAGCGAACCACGUCGUCUCGCCAAAGGCUGGUGCUCUGGGAUGUGCGUACACUGUGUGUGGUUUUGCCGCCAGACGCAUCGAUGACGCCCGAGUGUGUGAAGGUGCCACUACUAAUGACCCGUGA